Messenger RNA from Trichechus manatus latirostris (Florida manatee), 1598 nucleotides. RefSeq names its product histone H2B type 1. Bases 54 to 434 code for a protein of 126 amino acids. The record is from RefSeq and is a predicted model, not a curated record. The transcript has a single exon. Gene Ontology annotation, molecular function: DNA binding; protein heterodimerization activity; structural constituent of chromatin. Lineage: Eukaryota; Metazoa; Chordata; Mammalia; Sirenia; Trichechidae. Gene Ontology annotation, cellular component: nucleosome.
CAGUUUAACGGUCAGUCUUCACUCUCCAGUGUCACAUUUAAGGGAAAGCUGUCAUGCCCGAACCAGCCAAAUCUGCGCCGGCCCCAAAGAAGGGCUCCAAGAAGGCGGUGACCAAAGCACAGAAGAAGGAUGGCAAGAAGCGCAAGCGCAGCCGUAAAGAGAGCUACUCCGUCUACGUGUACAAGGUGCUGAAGCAGGUCCACCCCGACACCGGCAUCUCGUCCAAGGCCAUGGGCAUCAUGAACUCGUUCGUCAACGACAUCUUUGAGCGCAUCGCAGGCGAGGCGUCUCGCCUGGCGCAUUACAACAAGCGCUCGACCAUCACGUCCAGGGAGAUCCAGACGGCCGUGCGUCUGCUGCUGCCCGGGGAGCUGGCCAAGCACGCCGUGUCCGAGGGCACCAAGGCCGUCACCAAGUACACAAGUUCAAAGUAAAUGUUUAUGUAGGUACUGUCAAACCCAAAGGCUCUUUUCAGAGCCACACAGAUUCAAAGAAGAGCCAUGACACCAAAUGGAAAAUUCACGUUUUUCUGUACCCACCUUCUUCCCUACAUAACCCUCACUGCGUUCAGUUAACGUCUUCCAAUAGUUGAACGAUGUAAAAGUAAAGUGGGAAUCAAAGGAGUAUUAAACAGUGCUUCAAUUUAUAGAAAAGCGUGAUUAAUCUUAAGCAGAGUUUUUCCCCAGGGUUUUGGAAGUAGGAAACUUGAGUUUUUAGGAUAUAUAUUGAGUAUUCUUUAUAUUUAGGCUCUUAGAAAGCAUAAUUGAAUAUUAGCACAAAAGGUAUGUUUUCAUAAGUUAACUGUCUAGUGGAAUACAACAUGUGAACACUAUUCUGAUAAGAUGAGAAUUUAACUGUAGAUUGAAAGGAUUGGGAAGCAGACUAUAGGAGGGAAAAUAAUGGACCUAUGAAAAAAAGUUUUAGGCAUUAUCUUUGAAGAAAGUUUGAAUGGGAUUUGUGAGGGGAAGAAGAAACUAGAUAGCCUGUGAACAAUGUGGCUUCUUUUUAUUCUUGGGUAAUGUGGUUGGCAGUAGCCAACAAAACCAAUCUUGGGUAGUCUUUCUCUUGAAGAGACUGAAAGGAUUAUCAAAAAAAUACAAUUUCAGUUAUAGAUUUUCAAAACACCAUGUGAGAGAUUAAUUGGCGUGUACAUGACAGGUUGUCUGUAAUAUUAGAGCCUUUAUAUCACUGUCCGCUUAACUAUGUCACAUGUGCAGUUUCCCCCCUGGGCAUUUCUCUGUUGAAUAAUUCUUAAUGCUUUACUGAAUGGAAGUGUUGAUUUGAUGGUCUAGGACUCGGUGUUAGUUAUUGUUUAUUAUUUAUUUGUUUUUAUUCACUCAUUUAUUGAGAGCCUGUUAAAUUGCUUAAAGUGAUCAGUACCUAGGAAAGUGUGGUGAGCAAGAUCGAAAACUAUCUCUGUCUUCACAGGGCUCACAGUCUAAGACAGAUACUUAAACAGUCAUCUCACAAACAAGAGGGAAGCCUGAGUUUGGGAGUACAGCAUUGCCAAAAUCUGAAUUGACUUAAUCUUGAAGAAUUUCAAGUUCCCUGGAGAAAAUUCUGGAGGGAGGGUGGGGCAGGAGAGAUGGCAAGGAAAG